This is a messenger RNA of Sungouiella intermedia, 960 nucleotides long. The record is from the annotation of a GenBank genome assembly. Lineage: Eukaryota; Fungi; Ascomycota; Pichiomycetes; Serinales; Metschnikowiaceae.
AUGCAUUUGACACUUCGGGCGCUAUUGAAUCUUUUUGCCUUCUGGGUGCCACUCCUUCUAUCCUGCCGAGCCACUCAGGACAAGAACUCCUCAGCCCACCGAUUCCUUCUUACAUAUUGGAUUUUCUACUCCUUGUCCACUAAUGCCAAUAACCUGAUGCAGAUGUACUUGGAGGUGCCAUUAGCAGAUGUUGUCGACAUCGCCACCUCGGUGUUCAACAUCUGGCUGUUCUAUGGACAUGGAUGCCUUGUCCUCACCCAUCACUUCUUGCCAGGUCUCUUCUACCGUUUCACAGGAUUUCUGUCGUUAGAGGAAUUCGACCACGAGGUUUUAAGCCCCGUGAUCUCACCGGUAGUCAACGCUGCCACCCGCAAGCUUGUAUCGAGAAGAAAAGGCUCAGGUGCUCGGGGCAGUGCUGCGCCGCAACUCAAUCGCCUGUCUAUAUUGGAUUUUGGUGUUGAUCAGUUGUGUUACACUGACGACCCAACAGAGCUCUACCUGCGCUACAUGUCUAGUCGGCGUAUUUUGAGCUGGCCACUGCUGGCUCCAGCCCAACGUGCAACAAGACGCAGAGCAGGUUCUGGCACCCAAAUCUCUCCUUCUACAAGUCACACUCGCAAGAGAGCAGAUCUGUAUCAGUCGGACGUUUUUCUUGCUGAGCAAUUCCUUCCUGAGCAAUUCCAACCCGGCCCUGCGGUGUUGCCUAAACAGCCUCUGGUGUUGCCAAAGCAGCGGAGGGAGAGGGGCCGCUCCAAUGAAGGUCCCGAGGUCUAUGGAUUCGUAAGCAUGGGAGACUCCUGGUCGACAAGAGCCUUGAGUCCAAGAUCCGCCAGUGAUGGCGAAGUGGACCGCAGGGCACAGAUGCGCAUGAAGCAGGAGACAAGGCCUCGUGAAAUUCAGAUUAGAGAGUUAAACAACAAGGUGUUUGUGCCUGCAUCAGCUCCAGCUUAUAGGGCUUAG